Messenger RNA from Prorocentrum cordatum, 2190 nucleotides. NCBI's taxonomy places the organism in Eukaryota, Dinophyceae, Prorocentrales, Prorocentraceae. The record is from the annotation of a GenBank genome assembly.
GCUGAGAGUUCCACAGGGGAACAAGUGGACACCGCUGGUCCGCGGCAGUCAAGACCUCUUGCGGUCGGGCCAGCUCUUUCUUUUCUCUUGUAACUGACGUACGGAGUGGCGGGUAAACAGAGGUCUUUCUGCUUCCUCGUGCGUCGCGCAGUGCUCCAUGGCGCCUGCUCGAGAUGGUGAUGGUCGUGCUCCUCCUCGGUGGCGCGAUCGUGGCAGCUGUCGAGCUCAAGGCGCCAGGUGGGGUCACGCAGGCGCGUGAGUCCUCCAACCUGCCGACGGGGAUGGUGCACCUCAACGGGCUCGAUUGCAGUAGCAGCUUGCGCGCUCAUAUGAAGUCUGUUCGUCAUGCGGGCACUGGGAGUUCAAGAGCAGGAGCCGCGGGGCGUGCUCCAAGAGCGGCAUGACUUACACAUCUGGCAUCAUGCCGUGCGAGAGUGCCGUGCGAGAGUGAGACCGCCAAGAGGGACGUUGGUGGUGAACACAUUCCCGAUGAAGUCCCUGACGAUGUUCGUGAAGCAGCGGCCAGGUUGCUGGUAUUUCGUCCCGAGCUGCAGGCAGGUCUACGCGAGCUCGCUCCGCUUCAUGAGCCUGCCCCCGUGCUGUCUGCUGCUCAAAUGCGCAUAGGGCGCAGUAUGCAGCACAUGUUGAAGGUGCUCAUCGCCGAGUCCCUCUGUGCUUGCAUUGCAGGACGCUGCGCAGAGGAAGGCGAAGCUGCAGACCCGACGCGAGCAGUUCGACGAAGGCGACGAAUGCAGCGCUCGCCGCUGCCUCAGCCCAAGAAGGAGCUGCGAGAGCUCGGGCCGAAGCCGACCGCGCGCCGCAGGCCUUCAACGCCCGAGGCGCGGAUCGCCGCCGGCGCGGAGGAGACCCGCAGGGCCACCGAGGAGGAGCCCCGGGCCGGGGCACGGCAGGCCGCGCCCCCCUCGUCGCGCCCCGGGCGGUGCGCCAGCCUGCGCCCCCGGCGGCGCCGCGGAAGCCCUCCUCGGCCUCCGCAGGGCGGCACGCGCGUUAUGCUGGUGACCCAGCGCCUGGCUGACAGCGAUGCCGGCCAGAUGCAUGUGGGCGCCCCCAGACUGCGCCUCCAUGCCGGCAGAGGAGCUCAAGGGAAGCGGCGCCGGGAGCGCCAGUUCCCGCAGCCUUUCCUGGAGGCGUGCCGCACCGUGCAUGAGGCCGGUUGCAGGGUCGACGCCGGCGCUGGUGAUGACGGCAGUGGCAUGGGGAGCGAAGCAGGAGAGUAGUCUGAACAGCUUCGGAUUUAUCGAACGCGUUGAUGUGAGGCCAAUCUUACGCCAGAAGAAAUUGACAAACUCGAGACGCGUCAUGCUGACAGGAGCCAAAGCUAGAACGGUCAAGCGUAUCCGGGUGUCCCGUGUCAAUCCCAACCCUCGAUUUCAAGACGUGCUCAAGGCAGUUGCUCAGACCAUUCCUGUAGCACUGAUGUGUUUGUGGCACGCGGCAGGAUCGUGAACCUAAGCUUGCAGCGAGAAACGACCAGAGGAAGAGAACGAGAGGCGUGAAGCCCGGUGUCUGCAACCUCACCCCGUGGUCGGCUACUUCAUCUUAUUUUGCGUCAGCAGUGCGGCAAGGAGCCGAUGCGUUUUCCUGUGUGAACAGCGGUUGCAAGUCCAUGAGCUCCCCGCUGCCAAGGAAAAGCGUGCUGUCAUGUCCUGGAGGCCGCACUUCCGGGCAGGGGCCUAAGCCAGCGGGGGGCGUGACCCACGGGGGGGUCAGCCGCGCGUGGCUUAGGAAAGUUCAAGCCAAUGUGGGCGAAGUUGAGUAUCUCGGGUCUGGAAAAGGUUGAAUGUCUCUGGCGCCCAGGACCAGAAUGGCCGCGAUGGUCGUUGGAGUUUUCUCUUCUGUCUCAGGCCUUGGAGUCUGGGGGAGAACCUGCCCGAGGUGGGAAGGGGCUGCAUUUAUCCAGGCCCUGGCCACUCAUUGCAUGUUUGCUCGUGUCUGCAACAUUCGGGCGGGCGCCAUGGGGCCCAGCGGCUCCCCCCUGCCAGCGAGUGCCCGACGUCUUGCGCCUGAUAUUUUCCUUCUGUGUUCGUCCGGGGCAUACUUCGUGAUGGUUUGCGCGCUGGCAACAGAGGGGCCGGCGCCCUUCGCCGACGCGGGCGCGCGCCAUCCGCCCCCGUUUCGCGAAGCCCCGGCGAUGGGGCACCCGGGUCGCCCGCAAUGUUCAGGAGGAGA